GCCCCGACGUUUCUCUCAUUCCCGAGCACACAGUCUGCGCUGUUCACAGACGGGCUAGAAACGGGAUUUCGCCUUCUCGAAGCCCACAGGCCACAGGGUCCAAACGGGUCGUUUCUGCCGCCCCCGAUGUCCCCCCCCACGGCUGCGUGACCUUCGAGGACGUGGCCAUUGACUUCUCGCAGGAGGAGUGGGGGCUCCUGGACGAGGCCCAGAGGCGCCUGUACCAUGAUGCGAUGCUGGAGCACCACGCACUCCUCACCUCGCUGGUUUGCUGGCAUGGAUCAGAGGAUGAAGAGGCACCUUCUGAAAGCAGUGUUUCUGUGGAAGCUUUGUCACAGGUCAGGACACUGAAGGCAGGUCCUUCCACCAGGAAAAGUUACCCCUGUGAUUUGUGUGUCCCAAUCCUGAAAGACAUCUUACACUUGGUUGAUCUACCUGGCCAGAAACAGGACUUAGUCGGGGCACAUGCAAGCCUCCACCAGCUCCAGAAGCAUUAUAGCACAGAGAGACUCUCGAAGAGGAAUAUGGAUGAGCCAUCGUUUGUGAAGAGCUGCAUAUUCCAUGUGUCAGGGAAUCCCUUCACCUGUAGAAACGGUGAAAAGGACUUUUCAGCCACCUUCGGCUUUCAACAGCACCAGCAGGGCAUUCCCAAAGCUGAGAAGACAACCGGAACCCCUGACUGUGGGGAGGCCUUUCAUGGUGGGAGAAGUCAUUACAAGUUGCGUGACUGUGGGAAACCUUCCAGCCACAAACACAGUCUUGUUUACCACCCAAGAGUAUCCACUAGAAAAAAGGUCUUUGAAUCUAGCAGGUAUGGGAAAGCCUUCCGCUGUAAGUACUCACUUGCUCAGCUCCAAAGAUCCCACCCCAGAGAAAGGCCUUACGAGUGCAGUGAAUGUGGGAAAUCUUUCAGGCAAAAAGCCACUCUCAUUAUACACCAGAGAGUUCACACUGGAGAAAGACCUUAUAAGUGUGGCGAAUGUGGGAAAUCCUUCAGUCAGUGCUCCAAUCUAAUUGAACACUGCAGAAUCCACAGUGGAGAAAGGCCAUAUGAGUGUGAGGAGUGUGGAAAAGCCUUUGGAUGCAAAUCCAAUCUCGUUCGGCACCACAGAACUCACACAGGAGAAAAGCCUUAUGAGUGCAGCGAGUGUGGGAAAUUCUUUAGACAAAGCUUCACCCUCGUUCAACACCGGAGAAUUCACACCACAGUGAGGCCUUAUGUGUGUGUCCAGUGCGGGAAGUCCUUUAGCCAAAGAGCCACUCUCAUUAGACACCAGAGAGUUCACAUCAGUGAAAGGUUUUAUGAGUGCGGGGACUGUGGGAAAGCCUUUGGGUCCAAAUCCAAACUCGAGCGGCACAAAAGAAGUCACACUGGAGAAAGACCGUAUGAGUGCACUGAAUGUGGGAAAUCUUUUAGACAAAGCUACAGCCUCAUCGAACACCAGCGAAUCCACAGUAGAACACGGCCUUUUGAGUGUGGCCAGUGUGGGAAAUCCUUCAGCAGAAGAGCCAUCUUCACCAAACACCAAAGAAUUCACACUGGAGAAAGACCUUACAAGUGUGGCGAAUGUGGGAAGGCUUUCAGUCGAAGCACCAGCCUUAUUCAGCACUGCAGCAUCCACACCGGGGCGCGGCCUUACGAGUGCGGCCAGUGUGGGAAAUCCUUCAGGCAAAAGUCUGUUCUCACUCAACACCAGGUAGUCCACACUGGAGAGAAGCCUUAUGAGUGCAGCAAAUGUGGCAAAUCCUUUAGCCAACGCUCUAGCCUCAAUCUCCACAGGAAAUUCCACACCAGGGAGAGGUCCCACGAACGGAGGAGAUACGGGAAAUCUUUCACCCCAACAUCUAAUAUUUAGCACUUGGCAAAGGCCUCAGAGAUGAAGGAAAUGUGCUGUCCCCUCGUUCACGAUCAUGGCGUCAGACAGUUUUGGGAGGGAGCCAUCUCUGAGGUGAAAGCUCAUACUUCCAAACAUUGCAAGAGGUGGGACUCCCAUGAGCUCCAGGCCUGUGUAAGGCCUGCAGGAGCUAUGCCGCUCUUCUAAACUUGCCCAGGACCUUGGGCAGUGCUAAUCUUGCCAGUCUGUGAUGCAAGUGUCGCACCUCUACCGUCUUGCGGUGUCCAUCGCCAGGACACGGCAGCUGUCCUCUCCCUUCCCUGGAGGAAGUUUUUGCGUUGUCUGUUCCCUUCAGCAGUUUCUCUUUUUGAAAUUUUGAAGUGGGGAUCUGACCAAGAGUGGGCUCCGUGGGAGGCUUGUAGGGGAGGUCUUCCCUUCCUCGUGGAAGUUGUUGGUUUUUGCAUGACAUUUGUAGUUGAUACUUACUGUCUCCAAAUCACCCCAGGUAACUGCCUCCCGUCGCUCCUGUGUGUACAGUAAUAAAGGCGUUACUGUUUAAUCUACCUGCAGUUGUGGAGGUUAUUUUCACUGUUCUGGGUGGGUGAAAAACAGUCAGAUUGUGUGAAGGGAUGACCGCCUGUGGGCAGUGGGGGUAACAGCAGAGAAUGGUUCUCAUUCCUGUGGGGGCCUGAUCUGCCUUGCUGCCCACGAGCGUCUCAGAGCCAGCGCCAUGCCCUGUGUUCCUCAUUUGUGCCCUGGGUGCCUUCCUCCGUAGACUGAGACCAUAGGGCACCUUGAGGUGGGGACAUCUGGCUUGGCAAGCUCCGGUGCCCUUGGGGGGGUGGAGUGACUCUGUUGUCUUGUUCCCAGAGCAUCUCCCAUCAUGCCCAGCACUGCUGAGGGGAAGCUUUUCACCAGGCCCUACAAAGGAGGCAAAUGUCCUGACAUUCAUAAUUGUUUUUUCACACUGGCUGCACAUCUCAGACCGUGGGAGCCGGUGUCAACCCUAGUGGGAACUGCAAUCCUGUGUGUGAUUCUCAGGCAGUGGGGAAGAGGCUGCAUCCAGUUAGAUGAGGUGAACCUCUUCUGAAAGUGUAUCUGGAAAGCAUCCAGUGCUGAUGACCGGAUGAUCUGGAGGUCCAGGAAUCACAGGUCCUCCAGGCUGUGCACGUGCUGCAGCUGAAGUCACUGUCAGAGCAAACAACCUAACGGUUUUGUGGAUUUCCAUCAUCUUUCCGAGUUGUUCACCUCAAGUCCAUUCCUGUAGAGGCAGGGAAGCGAGAACAGAGGACGGAGCUCUCAGGACCCAAUGGAACUGGCUUCAUUUCCCCCCAGCAGUCGUGCGUGGAGGCAGAGCGGCCCUUCCCAGGGGUAAGGUCGAGUGCCGUGGACACUGGGUUGUUAGACCUGACCGCGAAGGGCGAGACCCAGGUUUCUGGUUUUAACUCUCUAAGGGCCUGUGCAGAGAAGGGUUAUUGAUGCGCAGUAACCUACGCGGAGGUUGGGGUAUACAGCGGAAAAGGGUCGCCAUGGAGAUAAACCAUCACGAUCACAACAGUGACUCUCCCUGAUUGAGCUUGUGCCCUUUCACCACCUCUCCUUGUUCUCGGGCCUGCGGGAACCGUUAUUCACCUUCUUUAACAGCCAGUUGACUCACACUGUCUAGAACGCCAACACGAAUCAAAUCUGCGUUCACUCUUCUUUCUGAUGUUUCUCACACCACAUCAUUCAUUUGAGGCUCACCAAUGGUUGCUUAUAUUCACAGUCCAUUGUUUUCACAGACAUAACCAUUUGCCUGUUCAUCUGCCCUUGGGCACCUGGUGGUUUCUAGUUUGGGGCUGUUAGAAAGCAAGCUGCAGUGAGUGUCGGCACGUGUUUUUAA
Molecule: messenger RNA, 3717 nt
Organism: Talpa occidentalis (Iberian mole)
Lineage: Eukaryota; Metazoa; Chordata; Mammalia; Eulipotyphla; Talpidae
Product: zinc finger protein 416-like
Exons: 3
Coding region: 234-1856 (540 amino acids)
Source: RefSeq, a predicted model, not a curated record